Molecule: messenger RNA, 1984 nt
Organism: Drosophila suzukii
Lineage: Eukaryota; Metazoa; Arthropoda; Insecta; Diptera; Drosophilidae
Source: RefSeq, a predicted model, not a curated record
UGAACACCCGCAGAAUACUGAAUUGACUCCGUCUCUCUGUCCUUUUUUCGCUGUGCAAUCUGACUUAACCCGCGCAAUCUUAACCCAAGCAGACCCAAAAGCGGCGACAGUUGCCUGCCCUUGAUAAAUGAGACGGCGCCGCCUACGCCUCGAGUUCCGAGUGCCGAGUAUUCGAGAAUCGGACGUCGGACGUCCAGGGGUUGUCGCCUUCUGCAGUUUGCGGUGCGCCGCAACGCCGAUCAAACGCGAUAAACGCUGGGUGGGUUACGUGGCUGCGGUUGACAGUGUCAACGGUUGCAAGUCAAAAUUAAUUAGAAUUUUUCAACUGCGAAAUACCCGUACCCCUGCCCAAAAACCUAGGGGAUGCACUAUGGCCCACUGUACUCCAAGAAACUUUGAGCGAAAGCGGCAACCAAGCGGUAGGAUUUCUUCUUUAAAUAUCGGCUAAACUUUAGUGAAAAUGGAAGGAAACAUGCUAAAUACAUCUUCAAAUGAGGAGGAGUCCGUUCAAUCUGGGAGAGAUGAAGAGAACGGCCCCAUUCAAAUGGAUUUCGCCAUAGUUCAGAUGAUUCAAUCAAUCUUGCAGAACCGGACGCUGCUCGAACGUCCAUACCUUCCCAGAUCCCCUGGGCGGGUGUUGCUGCCCCUUCUGGCAAUGCCCCAAGCUAGUAACCCAAUAUUUCCCAAAAUGUCACUAGCGCCGCGGAAUCGGUGCGUUCUGCCACCUAGGGGCGGCCAAAAAAUGAGCACAAUAGAAGUGUGCAAGAAAGUGCAUAACAAAAUUGGUGAAUUCCCCGCAGGACGCGAAUUUACCGCCGCCGUGUUGCACGUAGACGUACCCAACAAAACCGUCUUCGUAUGGGAAUGCGGUUCUGUACUAAUAGACUUCCUGUUCGUGGGACAAACCCCACUACGGGAGCUGGGUCAGAUGCCGAACUUCGGCGAAGUCUUUGCUUUCUACAGCGGCGCAGAUAGAUCUUUUUCGCGUGUCGCCCUAUACGGCGCUGCGAAUAAUAGAUAUGAAGCAUAUCGGGUCGACUACGGAGACUAUAUUCAACUAUCUGGCAUGGAGCGCAUAUUCGCACUACCGGAUAAUCUGCAAAAAUUGCCUGGGCAAGCGAUUAGAUGCUCUGUGGCCAAUUCCAUUCGCGCAGCCCAGUUGAACAUGUUCAAGGGCAAUGGUGUAAGGCUGCGGGUGAUGGACAACAAUGGCGCCGAGCUGCUGGUGACUCACAUCAAGAAUGGCAACUCGGAAAGUGAAAAUGCUGAGGAUCUGCAAAUGGACGCAGCUUUUGAGCAAACUGUACCAGGGCGCCGCGAGAUGGGCAUCACUGCUCGCAUCAAAGUCAGCUUUAUUCAUUCCCCCAUUGAUUUUUAUGGCCAUUUUUUGGAUGGACCAGUGCCGCCGGUGUGGCAAGAGGAGGAUGUCCCUAAGGGCAAUUUUGAAUUUCGCCCUAUGGACAUAGUAUUGGCAAAGUAUGAAGACGGACUAUACUAUCGUGCCAGGAUCACCGCCAUGUGCAAUUACGCGUGCUUGCUAUUCUACGUGGAUUUUGGUUACACCCAGUACGCAGCCGUCUACUCCUUGGCCCCGUGCUUUCCAGAGCAGAAAAUGAUCCCUGGUCUAGCCAUGAAAUUCCAAAUAGAGGGACUACGCAACGCAGAACGCCAGACCGAGAAAGUUUGUGAUGGCUUUGAUUAUUUGACGGAAAAACUACUCGGCCAGGAGAUAGCGGUUACUAUUACGAAGUAUCAGCACCCCGAUGGAUUUUUGAUUCGCCUUCAGGGAGGUCUAGCCGACGUGCAGCCACAUAUAUUGGAGGAAGGAUAUGCAUUUCCAGAAUAAUAUGUAUAUGAAACAUUUUUUAGUUUCUAAUUUUUUUUACUGCUUUCUGGUAUUUAAUGGUAUCUUGCUAAGUCAACUACGUUACCAAUAUUUUUUGUGAAACUAGUCAAACAAACCACUUUUUGUGAUGAACAUAAA